Messenger RNA from Pimephales promelas (fathead minnow), 1464 nucleotides. RefSeq names its product ALK and LTK ligand 2b (gene alkal2b). Lineage: Eukaryota; Metazoa; Chordata; Actinopteri; Cypriniformes; Leuciscidae. The record is from RefSeq and is a predicted model, not a curated record. Gene Ontology annotation, biological process: positive regulation of ERK5 cascade; positive regulation of ERK1 and ERK2 cascade. Gene Ontology annotation, molecular function: receptor tyrosine kinase binding; receptor signaling protein tyrosine kinase activator activity.
AAUAAUUCCCAAGGUAUGUAGCCUAAUCCUGAUUACCAUCAGCUAUGGACAUGGAAGCGCACGGCAGAAUGGUGUGCAACUCGUAUUUGAAGCGUUUGAGAGCCAAAGAGGAGGGGAAUGAAAUAUGAGUUGUUAUUUUUUUUUUCUAUAGCCUACUCAAAGGGAGUGGUAAAAUGUCGAGAUUGAGAACGAAACCAAUAUUGGAGAAGGCCUCAGUCUUCUCAUAGACGCUGCUGUGGAUAGUCUCCAGGAGAUUCUGCCUUCCCACUCAAGCUCGUACCAUGAUGGUUUCUGAUGAUAAUUUGCGCUGAAAUACAAAACCGCAGCAUCCUCGUCGGGGAAACUUUAAAUUAUAAAGGAGCCAAGAAGCACCGCGCGCACUUAGUGUCAUUUAAUACAACGAGGCAUUAGGACAGAUAAAGCACUUCUGGUGAGAAUCUUUCUACUCGUGCCAAAUUGGACCACCGGAAGAUGCGCGUUACGAGACGGUGAUCCAACAAAAUUAAAAUGCAUUUUUUAAGGAGUGCUCUUAACGCGUUUCUAAUUAAAGACAUGCCGGGGUAAUCCACAUGGGACAGCUCCUUACGUCUGCAACUGACAAUAAAAAGUGAGGAACCCAUGCCGGAUGAUCUGAAGCAACUUUACGCACCGGAGGGGGAAAAUAAAUAAAUUAAAAGCGGCGGACUUUCGUCAAUUUCCACCCACUUCGAGUCAACACGAUCAACAGAUGACCACGGCUGUCUUUAAACAUAUAAAAGAGACUGGCUCUCCUUGUGUCAUGGUGCGCUAGAGCCUGUGGAAGUACCUUUGGAGAGGCGACGCCAGCGGAGUCUAUUUGAUGUGCUUUGCGUUAACAUUAUUAAACCCACGGGAAGGCCGUCGAACAAGUGUAAACUAAAUCUGCAUUGAAGAAAAUCAGGUCUGUAAGACUGGACGCAGGGCAGAGGGGCUCUCUUUGCCCACCUUUCAGCAUGAGUGCAGUGCGCACACCUGUCUUCAUAGGGCUCCUUUUCCUGAUCCUCACCACCGGCUACUGCAAACCGAGAGACAGGGAUGACACAAGUCUGCUGGACCUCCUUGUGAACAGAGUGAGACAGGCACGGGAGCAUCACAGCGAGGGAAACACACAGCUACCCCCUGAGACCAUCGAGCAUUCGGUGGAAACAAAAGACGUGAACAAAGUUACAAAGUCAUAUCAGCAUGAACGCAUUCUUGAGAUCUUUCCGAGAGAUCUUCGACAGAAGGAGAGAUUUUUAAAACAUUUAACAGGGCCGCUUUAUUUUAGCCCCAAAUGCAGUAAACACUUUUAUAAACUCUAUCAUAAUACCAGGGACUGCACAAUACCAGCCUAUUAUAAAAGAUGUGCCCGGCUUCUUACAAGACUAGCAAUGAGUCAGCGGUGCUCAGAGGGAUAAAUGCCGCAGAUAUCUACAGACCUGAAGAAGUAAAGAGAACCAAGAAUAG